AUGGCCCACCAAGCACACGCAUAUCAUAUGGUUGAUCCAAGCCCAUGACCCCUAACCGGCGCAAUCGGAGCAUUAUUAAUAACAUCCGGCUUAGCGAUCUGGUUUCACUUCCACUCCACCACACUUAUAACCCUUGGACUAAUACUUUUGCUUCUUACAAUAUAUCAGUGAUGACGAGAUAUUAUCCGAGAAGGAACAUUUCAAGGCCAUCACACACCCCCCGUGCAAAAAGGCCUACGAUAUGGUAUGAUCCUCUUUAUUACAUCUGAAGUAUUCUUUUUUCUAGGAUUUUUCUGAGCUUUUUACCAUUCAAGUUUAGCACCUACCCCUGAGCUAGGAGGAUGUUGACCACCAACAGGUCUUAUCACCUUAGACCCGUUUGAAGUUCCAUUAUUGAAUACAGCCGUCCUCUUGGCAUCUGGGGUUACAGUAACAUGGGCCCACCACAGCUUAAUAGAAGGUGAUCGUAAACAAGCUAUCCAAUCCCUAGCAUUGACAAUCUUACUAGGACUUUACUUCACCGCCUUACAAGCCAUGGAAUAUUAUGAAGCACCCUUUACCAUUGCGGAUGGCGUCUAUGGCUCAACAUUCUUUGUAGCCACAGGAUUCCAUGGAUUACACGUUAUUAUUGGCUCUUCAUUCUUAGCCGUUUGCCUACUUCGCCAAGUCCAAUACCACUUUACAUCCGAACAUCAUUUUGGCUUUGAAGCUGCCGCCUGAUACUGGCACUUUGUAGACGUAGUAUGACUAUUCCUCUACGUGUCAAUUUACUGAUGAGGCUCAU
Messenger RNA from Triplophysa dalaica, 784 nucleotides. NCBI's taxonomy places the organism in Eukaryota, Metazoa, Chordata, Actinopteri, Cypriniformes, Nemacheilidae. The record is from the annotation of a RefSeq genome assembly.